CCGGGCCGGAAUUGGGGGUGAAGCUCCAGCGUUGUGCCCACAUUCUGGGCGCGCGGAGCUGAGGGGUCCCCGGGGGGCGCCCGCAGCUAAGAUGGCGUCCGCAGCUGAGGGGGACGUGGGAACGGUGGCGGAGCUGGCGACGGUGCUGCGGUGGGGUUUCCAGGACCUGAGCCUUAACAAGUUGGCGACGUCCCUGGGCGCGUCAGAACAGGCGCUGCGGCUCAUCAUCUCCAUCUUCCUAGGUUACCCCUUGGCUUUGUUUUAUCGGCAUUACCUUUUCUACAAGGACAGCUACCUCACCCAUCUCUUCCACACCUUUACAGGCCUCUCAAUUGCUUAUUAUAACUUUGGAAUGCAGCUGUACCACUCGCUGCUGUGUAUCGGGCUUCAGUUCCUCAUCCUCCGGCUGAUGGGCCGCACCAUCACUGCCGUCCUCACUACCUUUUGCUUCCAGAUGGCCUACCUUCUUGCCGGAUACUAUUACACAGCCACUGGCAACUACGAUAUCAAGUGGACAAUGCCACAUUGUGUCCUGACCUUGAAGCUGAUCGGUCUCACCAUCGACUACUAUGACGGAGGAAAAGAUCAAAAAUCCCUGUCCUCUGAGCAACAGAAAUACGCCAUACGGGCUGUCCCUUCCCUGCUGGAGGUGGCUGGCUUCUCCUACUUCUAUGGGGCCUUCUUGGUGGGCCCCCAGUUCUCAAUGAACCACUACAUGAAGCUGGUGCAGGGACAGCUGACUGACCUACCAGGCAAGAUUCCAAACAGCGCCGCACCUGCUCUCAGGCGCCUGAGUCUGGGCCUCGUCUACCUAGUGGGCUACACCCUGCUCAGUCAGCACGUCACGGAAGACUAUCUCCUCACCGACGACUACGAAAACCGCAGCUUCUGGUUCCGCUGCGCGUACAUGCUGGUCUGGGGCAAGGUUGUGCUGUACAAAUACGUCGCCUGUUGGCUGGUCACGGAAGGCGUGUGCAUCCUGACGGGGCUGGGCUUCCACGGCUUUGACGAGCUCGGGAGGGCCAAGUGGGACGCCUGCGCCAACAUGAAGGUGUGGCUCUUUGAGACAGACGCCCGCUUCACGGGCACCAUCGCCUCUUUCAACAUCAACACCAACGCCUGGGUGGCACGUUACUUCUUCAAACGACUCAAGUUCCUUGGAAAUAAACAACUAUCCCAGGGCCUCUCACUGCUAUUCUUGUCCCUCUGGCACGGCCUCCACUCUGGGUACCUGGUCUGCUUUCAGAUGGAAUUCCUCAUUGUUAUUGUGGAAAGACAGGCUGCCAGCCUGAUUCAAGACAGCCCAGCCCUCAGCAGCCUGGCCUCCGUCAGGGUCCUGCAGCCCCUCUACUAUCUGGUGCAGCAGACCAUCCACUGGCUCUUCAUGGGUUACUCCAUGACUGCCUUCUGCCUCUUCACGUGGGACAAAUGGCUGAAGGUGUAUAAAGCCGUCUAUUUCGUUGGCCACGUCUUCUUCUUGAGUCUACUAUUCACAUUGCCUUACGUGCGCAAAGCAAUGGUGCCGAGGAAAGAGAAGUUAAAGAAAAUGGAAUAAUCUGUUUCCCUGGUGGCCCAGAGCAGGACUGGUGCAGAAACGACUCGCCUCCCUUUGCACAGCACUCCUUCGCCCCAGAGCACAGAGACCCAGGAGCCAGGGUGCGGGAAGAUGGGGCUCGCCCAGCUGUGCCUCUGCUGCCGGCCACGUCUCCAUCUGGGGCCAAAGGGGAGACCCUCGUGGGAGUAGAGGGGCCCAUUGUCUCCCCUCCGGGCUCCCCCAUGCACGUUGCCUUAUCUCUCCCCCUCUAGCCAGGAAUCUGUUGUGGUUUUCUUCUGCCAAUUUACUAUGAUUGUAUAUGUGCCGCUACCUCCGCCCCCCCCCCAUGGGGGGAGGGGAGGGGCACGGCCCCACCUGCUCCACUUUUCUACCUAGGACUGUACCGGAUAAAGUCACCUCAGUGUGUUGUUUUUCA
Messenger RNA from Kogia breviceps (pygmy sperm whale), 1970 nucleotides. RefSeq names its product lysophosphatidylcholine acyltransferase 3 (gene LPCAT3). Gene Ontology annotation, molecular function: 1-acylglycerophosphocholine O-acyltransferase activity; lysophospholipid acyltransferase activity. Gene Ontology annotation, biological process: phosphatidylcholine biosynthetic process; lipid modification. Lineage: Eukaryota; Metazoa; Chordata; Mammalia; Artiodactyla; Physeteridae. Gene Ontology annotation, cellular component: membrane. The record is from RefSeq and is a predicted model, not a curated record.